Molecule: messenger RNA, 1255 nt
Organism: Diceros bicornis minor
Lineage: Eukaryota; Metazoa; Chordata; Mammalia; Perissodactyla; Rhinocerotidae
Product: testis-specific serine/threonine-protein kinase 5-like
Biological process (GO): protein phosphorylation; microtubule cytoskeleton organization; intracellular signal transduction
Cellular component (GO): cytoplasm
Molecular function (GO): protein serine/threonine kinase activity; ATP binding; tau-protein kinase activity
Source: RefSeq, a predicted model, not a curated record
AUGAAGGGCAGCGGCAGGCGAAAGCUGGACCAGCAAACCCUCAUGGAGCAGGUUCGAGAAUGCAGGGACAACGGCUACCUGCUCUCCUCCAAGAAGAUUGGCUCCGGGGCCUUCUCCAAAGUCUACCUGGCCUACGCCACGCAGGAGCGCAUGCAGCACAAUUCCAAGCUGGCCUCCGACCUGCAGGGCAAGCGCCAUACCAUGGUGGCUAUCAAGAUCGUCUCCACCACCAAGGCCCCCAUGGAGUUCUCCCGAAAGUUCCUGCCCCGUGAAAUCUCAUCACUCAAUGCUACCUACAAGCACCUGAAUGUGGUGCAGCUGUACGAGACCUACCAGAACAGCCAGCGCUUCUACUUGGUGCUGGAGCUGGCGGCCCAUGGCGACCUGUGGGAGUACAUCAAUGCGGUGUCAGACUACUGCUGCUGCCCAGGCCUGGAGGAAGGGGAGGCCCGCAGGCUGUCCUGGCAGCUGGUCAGCGCUGUGGCCUACUGCCACAACUUGGGCAUCGUUCACCGGGACCUGAAGUGUGAGAACAUCUUGCUGGAUGACGGAGGCUUCCUAAAGCUGACCGACUUUGGCUUCGCCAUUGGGUCGGGGCUCAAGAACUCACUGCUGAGCACCUUCUGUGGCUCUGUGGCCUACACAGCCCCGGAGAUCCUCAUGAGUAAGAAGUACAAGGGGGAGCAGGCCAAUCUGUGGAGCCUAGGCGUCAUCCUCUAUGCCAUGGUGACCGGGAAGCUACCCUUCAAGGAGCGCCAGCCCCACCACGUGCUGCAACUGAUGCGCCGUGGCCCCACCUUCCCGCCAGGCCUAUCCCCAGAGUGCCAGGACCUGAUCCAGGGUCUGCUUCUGCUGCGCCCGCGCGCGCGGAGCCUGCAGCAGGUGGCGGCGCACUGCCGGAUGCUGCCCGCCGCGCACGCGCUCUUCCGCACCGUGUUCGGCUCCGCGCCAGAGUACCAGCUCCCAGAGCCCCAGGACGACGCGGAGCACAGCGCGGACUCAGAGCACCCGGCAGCAGGUUGCCUCCCAAGACCGCGCCUCUGGCCCAGCGCACGAACCCCGGGAGGCCUGCCUGAGAGGAGAGGAGAUGCGGGCUGUUCCAGGCUGGAGCUCUGGAGCACGGCGGCAGCCAGUGCGGAGGUGGGCGCCUCCAGGCAGCUGCUGUCCCUGUGCUCCGCCAUCAGGAGCGUGCCUGGGCACUCUGGUCAACCGAUAGCAGGUGGGUGGGCGGGAGCUGAGGCCAGAUAAAGCGUUU